AUGCUCAAUGCGAUCGGUUUCUGCUCCUUUGUGCUGGCCAGCGGUGUCGACAGGAGCUCCUGCAUUCGUGCAGCGGAUGAGGUGAUUAGCGCAACACCCAGCAAUUUGCAAGAGCCUGCGACAACUUCUCGCUCCUACAAGAGACAUUUGGCGCAGCAUCUCUGUGGCGUGUCUGAGAGCAUGACAGCGCUGGAACUUGGAAUAUACCAUGGUCACACCACUGCAGUACUGGCCAGCAUGUUCAAGAAAGUGAUUGCGGUGGACUUGAAACAGGAAUUCUUGAAGAAGGCGGCAGAUACCUUAGGAAAGCUCGAAAGAAAAGUGGUAUUUCUGGAAAUGGACCUGUUUGUCGAUGGUUGGAGCCUUUUUGCGGGCAACCGUGUGGAUGUGGUGGUCAUUGACGCCAACCACGGGUAUGAAUACGUGCGCGCGGAUGCAGAGAAUGCACUGCGCUACUUGCCGCAUCUGAAGCACUUGGUGUUCCACGAUACCUGGACGGACGAGGUGGAACGAGCUGUGACGGAACUGGAGUCUGCCGGUAUGAUGAGCUGCCAGAAUAUCGGCCUGGGGGCGGAUGGCAAGGAGUACGACCACCGGGUAUGGGAUCCCCGAACGAAUCGCACCUGGUUUGUGAAACAAACCCGGCCUGAGGGCAAAGUCUGCGAAAAUCGCCACACCCAAAUUUCGGGAAAGGCCAUUGCUCCUAACUUUUGGGAGAAACUGUUCUUGCUGUAUAAACAGCCAGUGACCACCCUGGGUAUGUGCUCAGCUGGGUUCUUCCGCUUCGAGGCCAAUGGUGUGUUAAAGGCAGGCAAUUGGUCUGAAGGCACUUGGAAGAUGUCCAACGUGUCGCAUGACAUGCUGCUGAUACGACUUCCCAAGAUGUCGCCUCGACCCAUGGAGAUCCAUUUUAAUGUGGACCGAAGCGCCUUUCUGCUGACGCAGAUGGGUCACACGCAUGCAGACUGGUUUGGCAUCUUGGAUCAGAUGGUGCAGCGGCCUUUUCACCUGGCUGCGAUUCUGUCCAGAAAUCAGGAUGGCAUCGAGCUGGCGCUGGAUGCGGGGACCUAUCUAGUCACGUUGAGCAUUCGAGCCAUUGGCAAUACACCCUUGGCUUCGUGCUCUACCUUUUCAUUAAAUCUGCUUCUCAUCCAGCACAAGAUGCUGCCCGUUUGUCCGUGGGCUAGCAGUUCUUCGGACCAGUCGGCGGCCGCAGAGGCGCAACGCAGCGCCAGCGAUCACAUUGGCAACGUACUCAAACGACUCGUGCCCAAGAAAAUCUCCAAAGAAGUUGAAGAGCAGCCACCGGUGACACUUUGGAUGUCACAGGGCAUGUCGAAGUUCGUGGAUCUCACCGUGGACUCAAUGGCUGCCGUUCGCAUCGACGUGUCAGUGCAACCUCCGUUCCUUCCAUUGGAGGUUGAACUCAGGAGGAAGCGGCAAGUGGGCAAACUGGAAGCGGCGGUGGCAACAGCGGAGUGGACCGAGCAUCGCCUCUUGCUGAUGUACAACGACCUGCCUCCCGGGGAGUACCAGGUGAACUUUUUACAGAGUCGAGAAUACAUGGCAUUUUCCAACCAAGCCAAAGAGGAUUUGUCUGAGCUGUGUGCUCAUUUGACGAUUUCUGCAGAGGUGGGUAUCUCCUCCAAAGAUGCAGUGAAUUCCAUGCGUUCCGAAUUGCUCGACCUGCCGGAUUUAUUGGCAGUUCAGCCAUUGCCGCCGAGCAUGAACAUGGUUGGAUGGAUAACUGGGAGCACGACCGAGGCAGUUGGGACGCAGGUCUACCGGUUUUCGGAUAACGUCCACACCUCACAGCUCACCUUAGAAGAGAAGGCCAUCCUGCGGGUGGUGAGCGAGCCUGCGGACUUGUCCAAUGCCGAUAUUCUUGUUUCCCUCGAGCAGAACGGCCGGAGCAUAUCGGAGUCAGAUCGAUUAGGACAGCUGGUGGCGGAGAUUGACAAAGGUAGCUAUGUCUUGAAGCUGAAGCCCAAAGCAGAGGCGCCCUUUCUGGUGACGCUGGCGGCAGCCUAUGAGACACGGAUACGUUCAGAUCUGGCGCUGAUAGAUGCUGGGUCCUGUGCUGAUGUUCUGCCGGACUUGGCAGCAGGGGUGGAUUUCACGGCCAAUGCGUGGACCAUAGGCCCGACCUUCGUAAGGUUGCGAUCCAGCUACCUGACACAGCAAGGAGCUUUGAUGAAGGUGCCUAUCUCCCUAGCAGUCUCCUCUGUGGUCUACUUAGAGGUGGGCUCUGCCUUACCACUGGAUCUGGUGAGGAUUGCUCUUCAGGUGCCUGAAGGACUGUGGGUGGGCGAGCAGCGCGGCUUCCGCAACUCCUUGGAGAUUGAGCUGCCAGCUGGGAAGUACACUAUUGAAAUUGGCCAGCCAAAGCCAUCCCACCUUGUCGAAGAUAUCCAGAGGUGUCUGGACUUCAGUGUCUACGUGCGGUGCAUGCCGGUGAAUCCCGCGCUGGCUGACUCCAGUUCGCAGGGCCAGAACCCCUCCAAUGAGCUUGCAACACAGGACGAGGCUGCCGUGCAGACGGCCUCAUGCUUCUCGAUGGGCACUGUGGCCCUUCCUUUGGAUUUUUCCAACGAGAAGGGUGGCUCAGCAUCACUUGGAGGUCCUCUUGAUAAGGAUGGGCGGCUUCUUAUCCGGAGCAAUGUGUUGCUGACCGACAUGCAUGAUGGCCGCAAGAAGGUCUUCCUGGCCACGGGAAAUCACGCCCUGCAGCUGAAGACUGCUGUUAUCCUGGGAGGGUACUCAAGAUUCUCUCUGGCUUCACAAGUGGCAUUCACAGUCACGGACACUCGAGAUAGCUCCAUGACCACGCAGACAGAGACUUGGACCAUGGAAGAUGGCUGGGAAAGGAUCUACAAUCUCAACCCGAACUCAGAGUACUGGCUAUCUUGGCAUCACACGCACCGGGAGAGGUCUGAGUCGGCCUGUCUCCACUUUGGACUCAUGCUGGAGGUCCAUCCCAUCAGUGACUUACCGAGGAUGAUGGCUUGCCCCGGGAGCACCAUGAAUCCGGAGGACAUGUUUCCGCCCUCGCUGGAUGCAACUUCGACUGAAGCCUUCAAGUAUAGCAAGCCUUUAGCCUCGCUGGUGCAAGCACAGCUAGGAUUUCUGACCAAGACCCGCAUCUCCUUAUCCAGACCUGCAUGGGUUGGAAUUGAGGUGGGCUUCAACUACUUCAUCUCGCAUGCCGAGAUGGAUGUGGUCCCUGCCCAGGACCCUCAGACGUCCCAUCCCUUGGUGCUCAGCGUCAUGGAGCCGGCGAAUGGUCGCGAGAACAUGAUGAAUGCCAAGCUGAUUGCAGGUGCUGUGCUACCGCCGGGGGACUAUCUCAUUCGAGUGGCCGACGAUCAUUACAAGGAUCAGAUCAAGACCAGCCGUGCGUGCUUCCCAUUCUCCUUCGAUGUCAACAUCGUUUACAGCGGUAGCCGCCCCAAGGUGCUUUCCGUCAAUCCUUUGGCUUCAGUUCCUUUGGUGCGUGGUGUCGACGUCGUGCUAACCUUGCGCUUUUCCGAGUCGCCUAAGGGAAGCAUAGAGGACGUGGUGAGUCAGAUCUCCUUCGCCGGAUCUGUGGCAACCACGGGGGGAUCUGUGGAGCACUUCCAGAGUCGCUUUGCGAGUGCUAGUCGUACCAAGACCAUUGUGCAAGCUUCGGUCUCCGAAGGGCAGAAGCUUUGGGUCCUGGCCUGGAGUUCCCAGGUGCUGGCAGACAAGUCCUUGACCAGUGCUCAGUUGGAGAUCGGACCGAUCAGGUCCACCCCGUCCCGAGCGCGUGCCUUGGGCUAG
Molecule: messenger RNA, 3801 nt
Organism: Cladocopium goreaui
Lineage: Eukaryota; Dinophyceae; Suessiales; Symbiodiniaceae
Source: the annotation of a GenBank genome assembly